CGUAAACUCAAUUUUAUUUAUCCAUAUUUUCGGUUAUAAAUGUACCUUUUAUUUUAUUGUUGUUUUAUCCAGUAAAAUCAGUAAAAUCGUAAAUUAUAAAAUGAAGUUAAUUUUAGUUUUUUCUAAAAUGAAAUAAAAGAUUGAAACUCUGGCCCUAACCUUAUCGAAUGUAGUUGUUUUAUUAUGGGUAAUUCCAAACCAUCUUCACUCUGCUAUCACUGUACUGUUAGUGAAAAUGGAAAAGGCUGUUACAAGGAUAAAUGUGUUGAUGAUUCAGAGAAAAAUGGCCCUGAUAAUUUAAAAUCCUUCAAGGAAUCCUUAUACGCAGCUUAUCUCAAGGCCAUGUCCUUAAAAACUAUUUUUUCAGCUUCAUUCUCAGACUUUUUGAACUACUUCGGCAGCUUUAUGGACGAUGAUGUAACCUUGAAUGAACAAAACUCCUUCCAACUCAAGUACUCCCGGUUCCCUGAUAAUGUUUUGCGGUGUGAUAGCUGUUUGUGUUACUUCUCUGCGUCUUCUUUCUGUCACUGUAAGGACUGCUCUGGCGGAGAAGAGUGCCACUAUGUAAUACUGAUGCACGGAAUUAUUUCCACUCCUCUAAUGAUGACUGAUAUAUGCAUAGCACUGCUGGAAGCUUAUCCCAAUUUGUUUGUUUACUUUCCAGUCUCAGCGUGUAAAAAAACUCUCAGAGGCACUUCGUACGUCAUCAGGCUCAUUAUUGACGAACUGAAGUUAUUGUUUGCCAAAAUUCCCAGUAAUUUCAAACUAAGCUUAAUAGGCCAUUCAUAUGGCGGAAUACUUUUGAGAUAUUUUUUGUUGUACUAUUUGUUGAAUAAAAAAAGGUUUUUUGGAAUAACUUCCAAUGCCCCAAAUGACACUAACCAUACCACUCCUUAUAGUUCUAAACCUUCUGAUUCCGAUAAUACUGGUUGUAAUGAUGUGCUAGACCAUGAUUAUACCUUUUUUAGUAAAGAGAUUGUUUGGAAGAACUUUAUUUUUGUUGCAACUCCGCUUGCCGGCACGUUUGAAAACAAUUUGGAGUUUAUGAGACUGGCUAACCUGAUUGGAUCCGACACAAUCUCAGAAUUGGACAACAAAACAAUCGAUCUGUUAUUUUUACUAAAGAGUGAAGGUUUUUUAGAUAAAUUUGAGAAAGUUGUAGCCUACGGGAAUAUUUCAGGCGACAUGAUGGUGGCUCCCAGGACCUCACUGAUCUUACCGAACUAUCUGGUUACUGACGAGAAGCUGCGUGAAAUAGCUAAAGUGUUGUACAAAUACCCGGGCCAGCCAGCGAACAUUAAUAUGAAUAACGAGAACUUGCAGCUAGUGUUCGACAAUGUCACCAAGGUCAUACAUAACAGUAAUCCCCAUUCAACCGAUGACUCUUUUGCUGAUGAAUUGACUGACAGAUUUAACCAGUUGUUGGACAAUAAGAUUAAAAACACAAACCACAUGAAAUUCAUUGAAGAUAUGCUGGACAAUAGUCCCCUUUUCACCGCUGAAGAUAAAUUGAAGUUUACCAAGGUCAUCAGUGACAUUGUCAGGACUGGCAAUGUUGACGAGUUUGAUAAGUUUGACGAUGACGACUUUUUCUACCACCAGAUUUUAAUGGGCCUCCUGGACAAGUUGAAGAUUAUAAAAUUCGCUGUAUAUAUUCCCAGAAUUCACUUUCCUCACAGGUCAAUCAUAACUUAUCAGUCUCCGAUUUCAAAUGAAAGGUACACUUAUCAAAUACUAGAAAACAUGGUCAAUAUAUUUGAAAAAUAA
Molecule: messenger RNA, 1767 nt
Organism: Theileria parva strain Muguga
Lineage: Eukaryota; Apicomplexa; Aconoidasida; Piroplasmida; Theileriidae
Product: putative serine esterase (DUF676) family protein
Exons: 1
Coding region: 184-1767 (527 amino acids)
Source: RefSeq, a predicted model, not a curated record